AUGUCCCAGAGGAAGUUCCACCAUAAAAGCCGCCUUGGCUGUCUCCAGUGCAAGAGGAACAGGACCAAGUGCGACGAGAAUAAACCAAAGUGUGGCCGGUGUGCGAGGAUAGGCGCCGAGUGUUCCCUUGCGGAGUCGUUGGAAUGGGUGAUCAUGACGGACAACACAGCCUCAUCGUCGGGUGCGUCGACGGGGUCUAAAGAAAACAGCUCGCCGGAGGAUCUCAAAGCCUCGGAGGAGGACCAGAGAGAAUAUUUCUUCGCCGAAGAAGAGCGUGACCGGCUCCGUCUGAUGCACCACUAUACCCUCCACACCGCGAAGAGCAUCUCCGAUCUUACCGGACCCGAAGAAGCCGCUUUGUGGAACGAGUGGACGGUUGAGCUCGCCCUCGCGAAUGACUUCCUGCUGCACGGCAUCUUGAGCAUCAGCGCCUUGCAUCUGGCGCUGCGCGAAACUUCCCCGCAGAGAAAACACAUUCUUCUCGCCAUCCAUCACCAUGACCUGGGCGUCGCCCUGUUCCGCCCGCACCUAGCCCACAUCGCCCGCGACAAGCAGGACGCAGUUUUUGCGUUUUCGUGCAUGGUUUUGUUAUAUGCGUUUGGGAUCCAGCGCCUCUCCGAAUCGUCCGACACCCCUCUCGCGAAGAUCAUCCAGGUGCUCCUUCUCGUCCGCAAUUCCAUCUCCGUCAUCAAAUCAGACCACACCGCCAUGGCGCACAGUCGAUGGUCGGUACUGAUGCUGGACCCUUCCCGGCUGCUUUUGCUACCCUCGCCGCCGGCGGAAAUCGAGGAGAUGCUGGCAACCCUCCGGCUGCGUGUCCCAGCCGAAAGCAAGGAGCAUCAGCAUAUCUACACCUGCUCUAUUCAGGCUCUCCGCCACGCCCUAAACGCCAGUCUGGUCUACCAGAACACCCGGAUGACCCUUGUCUUCUUCCUCAUCGCGAGUCCCGCGGGACUGUGGAAGCUAGUUGCCGAAGAGGAGCCUUUGGCACUUGCCAUUCUCGCCAACUACGCCGUCAUCCUCUACUGGAUCCGCGACCAUAUCUGGAUGGUAGGCUGGGGGGAGGAGACGAUCGAAGCAGUGGCUGAAGCGCUGCCUUUGGAUUGGCAUGGUUGUAUUGCGUGGGCGGUGGGGCAGACUGGUCGGUCAGUCGAUUCGCGGCAGGGCUGA
This is a messenger RNA of Penicilliopsis zonata CBS 506.65, 1170 nucleotides long. RefSeq lists its product as hypothetical. Bases 1 to 1170 code for a protein of 389 amino acids. Lineage: Eukaryota; Fungi; Ascomycota; Eurotiomycetes; Eurotiales; Aspergillaceae. The record is from RefSeq and is a predicted model, not a curated record. Gene Ontology annotation, molecular function: zinc ion binding; DNA-binding transcription activator activity, RNA polymerase II-specific. The transcript is spliced from 2 exons. Gene Ontology annotation, biological process: regulation of transcription by RNA polymerase II.